Entamoeba invadens IP1 is the source of this 1167-nucleotide messenger RNA. RefSeq lists its product as hypothetical. The transcript is spliced from 2 exons. Gene Ontology annotation, cellular component: TRAMP complex; nucleolus. Gene Ontology annotation, molecular function: poly(A) RNA polymerase activity; mRNA binding. Lineage: Eukaryota; Evosea; Mastigamoebida; Endamoebidae. The record is from RefSeq and is a predicted model, not a curated record. Gene Ontology annotation, biological process: RNA 3'-end processing. The coding region runs from base 1 to 1167 and encodes 388 amino acids.
AUGAAUAAGCAAUGUUCAAUUUGCUACGACGACAUCGUCGACUGUACUGUCACGCCAUGUGGACACACUUUUUGUUACGACUGUAUUGCUGAGUGGGUAAGAAGAACUGAAAAUUGUCCUAUUUGCAAAAGUCGAGUAACUCUUAAUUCUUUAAUUCGAGUCAACAAAAACAGAAACGUUCAAACAAACGCGGAGACUGCAGCAAGCACUAACACACAGGCGUAUUUCAACAUGGCAAAGUGUCUUGAAAAACAAACAAAGAAGCGAGUGAUAGACGAGGUGUCAAAGGUGAUCGAUUCUAUCACAAUAACAAAGAACGACACAUGCCCCCCAAAGGCAAUCUUUUCUGUGGUGAGAAACCCAAGCGCAAUUACUGUCUACGGAUCGUACAAAACAAAUUUGUCGUUCCCGUUUAGCGACGUCGACAUGUCUCUUGGGGGGUACUUCUUACAAUUUCCCCCCGAUGUCAUUUUCCCGAUUAUAUCUGACGCACUCACAAACACUUGUGUGUGCACUACCGUAUUGCAGCUGCCAUAUGCAAGAGUCCCCCUUCUUAAAUUGCGGAGUUCACAAGACGGCAUAGAUGUAGAUAUUUCAAUGGAGAACACCAUGGGAAUAGAAACUACAAAAUUAGUAGGGAGGCUGUGCCACCAAAAUGUGAUGCUACGGCCACUUGUCAUAUUGGUUAGAUAUUUAUUGCACCAAGGCGGAUUUACAAGUGUGAUAUCUGGGGGGCUCAACACAUUUAUGAUCACGCUUAUGGUCUAUUCGUUUCUCGACAUGUACAACACAGGGAAGUUCACUGGUGGAAAGCCAGAUACCGACCUUGGAAGUGUCUUUGUGACAUUCUUACAACACUUUGGAUACGACUUCGAUUAUACGCGGUAUGGCAUUUCCAUUGGAAAACCGUGUUCUUAUUUCGAGAAGGAGUCAAGGGGGUGGAUCGAUUAUAGCAAACCCAUGGUGUUGACAAUCGAAAACCCCCUCGACAAUGAUAUCAAUUUAACUCCAAACACUUUUCUUACACCUCUCAUCAAGGAUUACUUUGCAAAAUGUCUCCAAUGGAUUUUACCUUCUAAUGGUGAUGAUAUAUACUACUUCAUCCCCAAAAAGUCGCGGCUCGCACGUGUUGUGUUUCUGCCAGAUGAAAUGCUGAAUAGGUCGUAA